Aspergillus pseudotamarii is the source of this 918-nucleotide messenger RNA. Its product is annotated as formate/nitrite transporter family protein. Gene Ontology annotation, cellular component: membrane. Gene Ontology annotation, molecular function: high-affinity secondary active nitrite transmembrane transporter activity. The transcript has a single exon. NCBI's taxonomy places the organism in Eukaryota, Fungi, Ascomycota, Eurotiomycetes, Eurotiales, Aspergillaceae. The record is from RefSeq and is a predicted model, not a curated record. Gene Ontology annotation, biological process: nitrite transport; transmembrane transport. The coding region runs from base 21 to 863 and encodes 280 amino acids.
GAGCCCUCCAGCUCGCCAAAAUGGAUCCGACUUUUGAUCCUACCAAAGAGACGCUGAACCUACUAGUUAGCUCAGGUGUCGCAAAAGCACGAUUACCCUGGCCAGACUUACUUCUCAAAUCGUUUCUUGCCGGGGCUUUCCUAUCCAUCGGUGCUCUUUUCAGCCUAAUCGUUGCGGGAGGCUCUCCCUCUUUGCGCGCCGAUAAUCCUGGACUUGCUACACUGUUAUCCAGCUUUGCCUUUCCAACUGGCUUCGUCAUUCUCACCAUCGUCAAUACCGAGCUCUUCACAGCCAAUGUGUUUGUAUUGAUACUAACCACGUUCAUGCGGAGGACCACGUGGCUCGACCUUCUACGAAACCUAGUCUUAUCCUAUGUCUUCAACCUAGCUGGCUGCCUAUUCGUGGCGGGCUUUCUCUGUUGGUGGUCUGAUACCCUAUCUACAGAUACACUGAAGAGUUUCGCAGUCACGCAAGCCGAGGGCCGGGUCAACGUGCAAUGGUCCGUCAACUUUCUAAGAGGGGUUGGAUGCAACUGGCUCGUGGGGUUGGCGAUUUUCCUCUCAAUAUCGUGCAAAGAUAAGGUGUCGAAGAUCUACGCCAUUUGGAUUCCGAUAUGGACUUUCGUUGCAGUUGGCUACCAGCAUUGCAUUGCGAACUUUUUCCUCGUGCCGAUUGGGAUGUUCUACGGGACGAACUUUGGUGUUGGCAAGUUUAUUUACCAGAGUGUGAUUCCCGUUACACUGGGUGAUAUUGUUGGCGGUGCUGUUCUUGAUGGGGUGUUUAUUUGGUUUUUGUAUGGGCAUAGGAUUAUGAAAAAGCGGGCGGAUGGGGAGAACGAUAGGAGGGACCAGCUCCCGUCUUGAUAUGAGGUUCUAUUGAGGAGAUCAUUCUGCGGUUUAUGAAUGUGCAAGAAUUAUU